Molecule: messenger RNA, 6219 nt
Organism: Exaiptasia diaphana
Lineage: Eukaryota; Metazoa; Cnidaria; Anthozoa; Actiniaria; Aiptasiidae
Product: fibrillin-1
Exons: 37
Coding region: 116-5746 (1876 amino acids)
Molecular function (GO): calcium ion binding
Source: RefSeq, a predicted model, not a curated record
GUGUAGAGAUGGUAGUCAUACUUGUGGUAGCAACUCCAUUUGUACAAACACUGAAGGCUCGUAUGCUUGCCGAUGCAAGAAGGGACAUACAGGAGAUGGGGAAUCUUGCACAGAUAUGGAUGAAUGUAGUCUAAAUACUCAUAGAUGUAGUAAAAAUGCUGUUUGUACAAAUACUAGAGGCUCUUAUGCUUGUCGAUGCAUGAAAGGAUUCACUGGAGAUGGGGUUGAMUGCUCAGAUAUAGAUGAAUGUAUCCUUGAAGAUCACAAUUGUGACAUCAAUGCAAAGUGUGUGAAUAACAUAGGGUCCUAUACCUGURAGUGCAACASUGGAUAUGAGGGAGAUGGGAGAAAUUGUUCAGAUGCAAAUGAAUGUGAAAGUGUAUCAUUYAAUGGCAUUUGYMAUGAGAAAGCCAAGUGUGUCAAUAUGGAGGGAUCAUAUAAAUGUCAAUGUAAAAACGGUUUUACUGGUGAUGGCAAGACUUGUUCAGAUGUAAAUGAGUGUGCUAAGAAUACUCAUGACUGCCAUAAAAAUGCACUAUGUACCAACACCGAUGGCUCAUAUGUAUGUAGAUGUUUAAGGGAUUUCAGUGGAGAUGGUAAAAUUUGUGUUGCUUUAGAUGCUGCACCACAGUGUUCGCCACCUUGUAAGGGAAAUACUGUAUGUCAAUCCCAUGAAGAGGGACCUCGCUGUAUGUGCAAGACAGGUUUCAAAGGACCAAAUUGUGAUCAAGAUGUAAACGAGUGUCAAGUGGAAACUGAUAACGACUGCAAUCAAAAUGCACUCUGUACAAACACAGAUGGCUCAUAUGUCUGUAGAUGCAUCAGGGGUUUUACAGGAGAUGGAAAGAUUUGUGUUGAUAUAGAUGAGUGCAAAACAAACAAAUUCAAUUGUAAAGCAAAUGAGGUAUGUGUUAACACAAAGGGAUCUUACCAGUGCUCUUGUGCUACUGGCUAUGAAGCAAGUGAAGAUGGCACAUGUAUAGAUGCAGAUGAAUGUAAAGAUGACACACACACUUGUCAUGAAAAUGCAAUGUGUACAAAUAUUGCUGGUUCAUACACCUGUCGUUGCAUGCGUGGCUUUGAUGGUGAUGGAAAAACCUGUGAAGAUAUCAAUGAGUGCACCAAAUCUGGUACUGACUGUGAUGCCAAUGCUUUCUGCAUCAACACUAAAGGCUCGUAUUCAUGUAAAUGUAAAGAUGGAUACACUGGCAAUGGCUAUGAAUGUACAGAAAGCCAUUGUGAUCUUGUGUGUGGUCCUAAUGAGAUAUGCCAGAAUAUUAAAGAUAUGUACAAAUGUACAUGUAAAAAUGGAUUUACCAAUAGAACUGGUAGUUGURAAGAUAUUAAUGAGUGUUUCUCUGAAAUACCGUAUUGUAAUGAUAAUGCGCAUUGCACAAAUGUCCCUGGGUCUUUUCUUUGCCGCUGUAAGAGGGGAUUCCAGGGAGAUGGAAAAACUUGCACUGAUAUUAAUGAGUGUAUCAAGGCAGAUGUUAAAUGUGGUGAAUGGUCAAAGUGUGUGAACACCCCAGGAUCAUAUAUCUGUCAAUGUGAGGAGGGUUUCGAAGAACAAAAUGGUCUUUGCUCAGAUGUCGAUGAAUGUAAAGAUCCUGAAUUUACAAACUGUAAUGAGAAUGCAUUAUGUACAAAUGUUAUCGGCAGCUAUACAUGCCGCUGCAAAAGAGGUUUUAAAGGAGAUGGAUGGAAUUGUGCAGUCUUAGAAGCAACAAAAACUCCUGAACCACAAGACAAAGAGAAAACUACUGUAGCAAUUACAACCACAGGACCCAUUAUGGUAACAACAUCCAAGCCGUUAGAUUUAUGUGCUGAAGGGAGUCACGAUUGUCAUGCUAAUGCUUCUUGUGUGACAACCCCUGGUUCUUAUAGUUGUACAUGUAAAGAAGGAUUUACUGGCAAUGGUAAAUUAUGUCAAGAUAUAAAUGAAUGCUCUGAUGGAUCCUCAAAAUGUGAUAAGAAUGCUGUGUGUUUAAACACUCUCUCAUCUUAUCGGUGCAAUUGUGACAGUGGAUUUACUGGUGAUGGUUUCUAUUGUGAAGAUAUCAAUGAGUGUUCUGCUAAAAAAUCGCCUUGUAGUCCUAAUGCUCGUUGCGAAAACAGUCAUGGUUCAUAUGAUUGUAAUUGUAAUCAAGGAUUUAUAGGCAAUGGAACACAAUGUGAUGACUUUGAUGAAUGUGCGAGUGGGAUAAAUGAAUGUGAUAACAAUGCUGAUUGCGUCAACUUACCUGGAUCUUACAAGUGUUCCUGCAAACAAGGGUAUAUUGGAGAUGGUUCAACUUGUAGGCCUAUAGGACAGUGUGUACAGGAAUGUGGCAAAAAUGCUGAUUGUGUCAUAGAAGAAGACAGAAGUCAGUGUAUUUGCAGGAAAGGGUUCACUGGAGAUGGUUUCAAAUGCACAGAUGUGGAUGAAUGUGAUAAAAAAGACAGCUGCAAUAGUAAUGCUGUUUGCACAAACACAGUAGGUUCUUUUGUAUGCCGUUGCUCUAAGGGAUAUGUGAAAGACGGCACAUCAUGCAUAGAUCGCGAUGAGUGUACAGAUGGUAGUCAUACUUGUGAAAGAAACUCCAUGUGUACAAACACUGAAGGCUCAUACGUUUGCCGAUGCAAGAAGGGAUAUACAGGAGAUGGUCAAUCCUGCACAGAUAUUGAUGAAUGCAGUCUAAAUACUCAUAGAUGUAGUAAAAAUGCUGUUUGUACCAAUACUGGAGGCUCUUAUGCUUGUCGAUGCAUGAAAGGAUUCACUGGAGAUGGGGUUGUUUGCUCAGAUAUAAAUGAAUGCAUCCUUGAAGAUCACAAUUGUGACAUCAAUGCAAAGUGUGUGAAUAACAUAGGGUCCUAUACCUGUAAGUGCAACAGUGGAUAUGAGGGAGAUGGGAGAAAUUGUUCAGAUGUCAAUGAAUGUGAAAGUGUAUCGUUUAAUGGCAUUUGUGAUGAGAAUGCCAAGUGUGUCAAUAUGAUGGGAUCAUAUCAGUGUAAUUGUGAAAAGGGUUUUACUGGUGAUGACAAGACCUGUUCAGAUGUCGAUGAAUGUAAAGCAGGCACUCAUGAAUGCAAUGAGAAUGCAUUAUGUACCAACACAAUAGGCUCAUAUGUCUGUAGGUGCCGCAAGGGUUUCACUGGAGAUGGAAGAACUUGUGUUGAAGUCAUGUCACAGUGUUCACCUGCUUGUGMAGAAAAUGCAAAAUGUCAACUCUUUGAAGAGGGACCUCAGUGUAUUUGCAAAGCAGGUUUUGAAGGAACAAAUUGUACAGAUAUUGAUGAGUGCAGUACUGGUCGUCAUAUGUGUCAUGUUGAUGCUCUUUGUACCAAUACUCGUGGCAGUUAUGUUUGUAGAUGCCGUCGUGGUUUUGUAGGAGAUGGAAGAUCAUGCUCUGAUGAGGAUGAGUGCAAAGCAAACAAGUUCAAUUGUAAAAUAAAUGAGGUGUGUGUUAACACAAAGGGAGAUUAUAAGUGCACUUGUGCUUCUGGCUACAUAGAAAGUGAAGAUGGCUCAUGUGAAGAUGCCAAUGAAUGUGAAAAUAAGUCCCACACUUGUCAUGAAAACGCACUGUGCACUAAUACUAUUGGUUCAUACAUCUGCCGUUGCAAGCGUGGCUUUGAUGGUGAUGGAAAAACUUGCCGAGACAAAGAUGAAUGCACACGAAAAAAAUUCCCAUGCAGUGUUAAUGCUCAAUGUAUUAAUAAUGUUGGUUCAUACCGAUGCAUAUGUAAUUCGGGUUACACUGGAAAUGGACAAACAUGUCUUCCAGAUAUGAGGUCAACAGUACAACCUACAAAGGAGACUUCUGCAACAACUACUGCAGAGACUUCCACCACAGCACCAAAACCCACUACAGCAACAACCAAACCAGAGACUACCACUACAUCACCAACUGCCACUGCAGUGCCAGCCACCACUGCAGUGCCAGCCACCACUGCAGUGCCAGCCACCACUGCAGUGCCAGCCACCACUGCAGUGCCAGCCACCACCACUGCAGUACCAGCCACCACUGCAGUACCAGCCACCACUGCAGUACCAGCCACCACUGCAGUACCAGCCACCACUGCAGUACCAGCCACCACUGCAGUACCAGCCACCACUGCAGUACCAGCCACCACUGCAGUACCAGCCACCACUGCAGUACCAGCCACCACUGCAGUACCAGCCAAACCCAAAACUACCACUGCAGCAACAACCAAACCAGAAACUACCACUACAGCACCAACAACCACUGCAGCACCAACCACCACUGCAGCACCAACCACCACUGCAGCACCAACCAAACCAGAGGCUACCACUGCAGCAACAACUAAAGCAGAGACUACCACUACAGCACCAACCACCACUGCAGAAUCAACCAAAGCAGAGGUUACAACUGCAUUACCAACAAAGGUUAUUAGUACYACACCAGGUACUGUGGAUGAGUGUUUGCUUGGAAUAUCUGGCUGUGACAAGAAUGCUCACUGCAUAGACACAGUAGAUAGCUAUCGUUGYAUGUGUAAUAACGGUUACAGGGGAAAUGGAUUUGUCUGCACUGAUAUUGAUGAGUGUUUAGAGAAAAAAGACUUUCUUUGCAAUGAAAAUGCCAUCUGUUCAAAUACUGAUGGUUCCUAUGCUUGUGAGUGCCAACCUGGAUAUAGUGGUGAUGGAGAAUAUUGUGAACCUUCUGAAACAACAGGACGAUUCACCAUGAAUGUGACACAUAUCAACAACAACAUUGCUAUUGGAUGUGGCAAGAAAGAGAUGAUGAUUGUUGUCCGCARACAGCUUUUCAUGGGAAUGGGCCCAAAUGAUGUCAAUCUUCUGGAUCCAAAGUGCAAACCCAAACAAAAUUCUACCCAUUUUAUGUUUUCUACUGGAUUAACAGAUUGUGGAACACAAAUGACACAAACCGCUGAGGCUUUUGUUUAUAAGAAUGUUAUUCGUGAACGUCCUGCUAGUGCUAAUAGUAUGAUAACACGUCUUCACCAUGUAGACAUACCAUUCCGCUGUUUCUAUUCCAGAAAUGGUGCAACAUCUGCACUUGCAUUGCAACCAAGUAGAAAAAUCAUACGGGCUAAUGCUAGUGAUGAUGGCAUGUUUGCUCUAAACCUCGGUGUGUUUAAGGACAUUAAUUAUGCUUUUCCUUAUCCUGACCAAGAGUUCCCCAUCUCUGUUAUGGUCAACAUGAGAGUGUACUUCAAACUGAUAGUCCAGUCUAUGGACAAUAGACUUUCUGUUAGGGCAGACCGAUGUCAUGCUACACCAACUCCAGAUCCAAACAACAGAGUGCAAUAUGACCUCAUUAGAAAUGGUUGUCCAACUGACCGCACAGUCCAUUAUCACAAAACAGCUAUAAAACAAGAACACCGAUUCAGCUUGAAAGCAUUCCAGUUUGUCAAUGUGGAAGACCCUACAUUUGUCUAUAUUCACUGUACAGUAGUUGUCUGCAAUGUUACAGAUGUCAAUUCAAUGUGUAACAAAGAUUGCAAUUCAGGCAUCACCGGUCGUUACAAGCGUUCUGCUAGUUACUCCAGACCUAUUCAUGUUGACAUCUUGUCACAAGGACCUAUAUUUAAACCCAAUACAAAGGUCCAUGCUGAUGAUUCCAUUCCAUCAAUGGUAGGAAUUGCUGUUGGUGUAGUUGUAUCGGCCAUCCUUCUUCUAGUUGGAAUGAUGUAUAUUUUGCGUAAGAGGACUUUAUCCCAGCAAGACGACCUUAUAGAAAAACAUCUGCCUGAAGAUAAUCAAACGUUCGAUUCUACAGUGUAAAAAAAGACAAUUUAUAAUUUUCAGAUGAGAUUGAAAUGAAUUGUGCACAUUAUCUAAAGAAAGUGCAAAGAUGGUUAACAGCAAAUAAUACGACAAUUCAGAAGAAGCUUUAUAAAUGGCUUUCAGAUAAUGAACCAAGGCAAUUCAAGAGCAAGGGAAACGCGCUGGAAUUCACUGCUUAUUUCACUUUAUUAGUUAGGCUGUCAAUAUUUUCAUUUGCGCAAUUUGUUAAAGGACAUUAAGUUUAAGGACAUUAAAUUAUUUGGCCGAUUCUGAAAACACUUCUAAAUUCUCUAUUAGUGCAGUCCAUUUGUGGACAAUCUAGCAAGGUAUCGACAAAGCAAUUUUAGGCAGAUUACAGUACAGCACAGGCCAGAUACUAUUAUAGUCAUCAACUAAUAAUUUUUCCAUCAACACAGGUCGAGACAUUUUUAUUUCUCACAUGAAUAAAGAUUAAGAAAUUGAAAAGUUCA